AUGUGCUCUGGAAGGCGUCCGGGCGCCGGAUCGGGUGGAGGGAGGAUGCUGCGGCAGGUGCUUCGCAGAGCGGUGCGGGGGUUCUGCUACAGGCUGGGCCUGUGCGUUGGCCGGCACCCGGUCUUCUUCCUCACCGUCCCCGCCAUCCUGACCAUCGCGUCGGGCUUCGGCGCCGUCCACCGCUUCCAGCCCGAGGGCGACCUGGAGCGGCUGGUGGCUCCCAGCCACAGCCUGGCCAAGAUCGAGAGGAGCCUCGCCGGCAGCCUCUUCCCCCUCGACCUGUCCAAAAGCCAGCUCUAUUCGGACUUACACGCCCCGGGCCGGUUCGGCAGGCUCAUCCUCCUCUCCCCGCCCGGAGACAAUAUUUUGCUCCAGGCGGAGGGGAUCCUGCAGACCCACCGAGCCGUGCUGGAAAUGAAGGACGGGAGGAGCAGCUUUAUCGGCCACCAGCUCGGCGGCGUCCUCGAAGCGCCUAACAGCAAGGACCAGCGGGUCAAGUCGGCCCGAGCCGUGCAGAUCACGUACUACCUCCAGACGCACGGCUCGGCCUCCCAGGACCGCAUCAGCGAGAAGUGGGAGGGCGAGUUCUGCAAGCUCAUGGCGAGGCUGGGGCAGGAGCAGAGAGCCUUGCAGCUCUACUCUCUGGCCUCCUUCAGCCUCUGGAGGGACUUCCACAAGACCAGCCUCCUGGCCCGCAGCCCCAUCCUGGUCAGCCUGGUGCUGAUCCUGGCCACGGCCACCUUGUCCAGCUCCAUGAAGGACUGUCUGCGCAGCAAGCCCUUCCUGGGCAUCCUGGGCGUGCUCACCGUCUGCAUCGCCAGCGUCACGGCUGCAGGUAUAUUCUUCAUCACCGAUGGCAAGUACAACUCCACCCUGCUGGGAGUCCCCUUCUUCGCAAUGGGUCACGGAACUAAAGGGAUAUUUGAGCUUCUGUCUGGAUGGCGGAGGACCAGGGAGAACCUGCAAUUCAAGGACAGGGUGGCAGAUGCCUAUUCGGAUGUCAUGGUCACUUACACAAUGACCAGCUGCCUGUACUUCAUCACCUUUGGCAUGGGAGCCAGCCCGUUCACCAACAUCGAGGCCGUCAAAGUCUUCUGCCAGAACAUGUGCGUGUCUAUCCUGUUGAACUACUUCUACAUCUUCUCCUUCUUUGGGUCUUGCCUGGUCUUUGCCGGCCAAUUGGAGCAGAACCGUUACCAUAGCAUCUUCUGCUGCAAGAUUCCUUCCCCUGAGUACCUGGACCAGAAGCCUGUUUGGUUCCAAGCCAUGAUGAGUGACGGGCGUCAGCAGACCUCCCAUCACGAGACCAGCCCCUACCAGAACCAUUUCAUCCAGCAUUUCCUCCGUGAGCACUACAACGAAUGGAUCACCAACAUCUAUGUGAAGCCCUUUGUGGUCAUCCUCUAUCUCAUCUAUGCCUCCUUCUCCUUCAUGGGGUGCUUGCAGAUCAGCGACGGGGCCAACAUCAUCAACCUCCUCGCCAGCGAUUCCCCAAGCGUCUCCUAUGCAGUCGCCCAGCAAAAGUACUUCAGCAACUACAGCCCGGUGAUCGGCUUCUACGUCUAUGAGCCGCUCGAGUACUGGAAUGGCACCGUGCAAGAGGAUCUGAAGAAACUCUGCAGCGGGUUUCACACGGUGUCCUGGAUCGAGCAGUUCUAUCAGUUCCUGAGGGCCGGCAACAUCAGCGCCAGCAACAGAAGCGACUUCAUCGGCGUGCUGCAGAACACCUUCUUGAAGAAACCGGAGUUCCAGCACUUCCGCAACGACAUCAUCUUCUCUAAGGCCGGAGACGAGAGCGACAUCAUCGCCUCGCGGAUCUACCUGGUAGCGAGGACGAGCGAGAACAAGCAGAAGGAAGUCAUUGAGCUGCUGGAAAAGCUAAGGCCCCUUUCCCUGUUGCAGAGCAUCAGGUUCAUUGUCUUCAAUCCUUCCUUUGUGUUCAUGGACCAAUACGGCUUAUCGGUCACAAUGCCAGUCCUCAUCUCGGGCUUUGGGGUCCUGGUGGUGUUGGUGUUGACCUUUUUCCUGGUGAUCCAUCCCCUGGGAAACUUCUGGCUCAUCCUCAGCAUCACCUCCAUAGAACUGGGAGUCCUGGGCUUGAUGACGCUGUGGAAGGUUGACAUGGAUUGCAUUUCUAUCUUGUGCCUUAUCUACACUUUAAAUUUUGCCAUGGAUCACUGUGCACCCCUGCUUUACACAUUCGUAUUAGCGACCGAGCACACCCGGACUCAGUGUAUUAAAAACUCCCUGCAAGAGCACGGGACAGCCAUUUUGCAGAACAUAACUACUUUCCUUAUUGGGUUGGUCCCCCUCCUUUUUGUGCCUUCAAACUUGACCUUCACACUGUUCAAAUGCUUGCUGCUCACUGGUGGCUGCACCCUGCUGCACUGUUUUGUCAUCUUACCCGUGUUCCUAACUUUCUUUCCUCCCUCCAAAAAGCAUCACAAGAAAAAGAAACGGGCCAAAAGGAAGGAACGCGAAGAGAUCGAGUGCAUCGAGAUCCAAGAGAACACUGAUCACGUAACCACGGUCUGA
Tachyglossus aculeatus (Australian echidna) is the source of this 2535-nucleotide messenger RNA. RefSeq names its product patched domain containing 4 (gene PTCHD4). The transcript is spliced from 3 exons. The record is from RefSeq and is a predicted model, not a curated record. NCBI's taxonomy places the organism in Eukaryota, Metazoa, Chordata, Mammalia, Monotremata, Tachyglossidae. Gene Ontology annotation, cellular component: membrane. Bases 1 to 2535 code for a protein of 844 amino acids.